Messenger RNA from Tinamus guttatus (white-throated tinamou), 141 nucleotides. The record is from RefSeq and is a predicted model, not a curated record. NCBI's taxonomy places the organism in Eukaryota, Metazoa, Chordata, Aves, Tinamiformes, Tinamidae.
CAACUUCAGAAUUUGGAGGAUGCCUCUGAUGACAUAAUGAUGCUGGAUGAUGGUGACUCACUGCUGAUACCCUACCAGAUUGGAGAUGUCUUCAUUAGCCAUUCCCAGGAAGAGACAGAAGAGAUGUUGGAGGAGGCAAAG